This is a messenger RNA of Dictyostelium purpureum, 966 nucleotides long. RefSeq lists its product as uncharacterized. The record is from RefSeq and is a predicted model, not a curated record. The transcript has 3 exons. Bases 1 to 966 code for a protein of 321 amino acids. Lineage: Eukaryota; Evosea; Eumycetozoa; Dictyosteliales; Dictyosteliaceae.
AUGUCAGCAAAAACAGAAGGCACUUUUAAUUGCAAACACAUAAGCGAUAACGGAGCUAUCGGCCCAUGGGAAUCAAAAUAUUUAAUUUUAACAGAAUACGACUUUAAAGUUAAAGAGAAUGCAGACGACACUAUAACCAGAAGUAUUAUCAAUCUUUGUGAUGUGGUCGAAGUAGGAAGAGAUGAAAGCGACGCCCCACCAAAAUCAGUAGAAGAUUUAGAACAAGAAAACAAUAGUGAUGUAGAGUUGGGAUCGCCUAAAUUUCUUUUAAAAAUGAAAACACGUUAUAAUACCGGGUGGAUCAUCGAAAUGGAAAGUGAACAGAUCUUUGAUGAAUGGUCAUCGGUAAUGGAAAGAAAGAAGGGUGUUUUAAGAGAAUCUGACAUCAACCCACCUCCACCACCACCAGUAAGAGGUCAAAAAGAUUAUAAAAGUGACUAUACACUCAGAGACUUUUUCGAUAAUAGACGAAUGAUGGGUGAAAUGUGGAUGGUUUAUGCUUUUAUUGCUUACACUAUUCUUUUAUCUAUAUUGUUUGCUUUACUAUGGACCCUUUAUGUAUUACCAGAAAAGAAUAUUGUCGAAAUACCAACAACAUGUCAUAUUAUCUCAUCAGAAGCCGAAUAUGUUUGGAAAAGAAAUUAUAAUUUAAAUAUUUAUGUUAGUUAUAAUACAACUGAAGGUGAACUAACAAAUAAAAUGGUACAAUAUUGCAGUGGUACCAGUUGCCCAAGUAAAAUGGUUGAAAAAUAUCCAGUUGGUUCUGAUAAAGAGUGCCAUUACGAUGAAGCCAAUCCAAAUUAUGUUUUCUUUGAUCUCAGUCAAAUGGUUAGAAAGAGAUACACAAUUACAUUUGGUCUUUGUGGUGGUUUAUUUGGUCCAUGGAUCAUUUGUGUUGUUGUAAUGUUGAUAACUCGUUGGAAAACCUUUUCAAAAAUGAUGAAAAAUACUUUUUGUUCUUGUUAA